ACACCAGCCUUUUCAUCCUUGGCUGCUCAUCCACCCCUCCUAAUAGCUCCAUCCUUCCCUCUCCGUCUCCCUCUCCAUCCCCCCAGCCACCCGCAUGCCCACCACCGGCAUGCCUCCCAUUGCUCGACCCCGCCGCAUUGUCGGCGUCUCGCUGAAAAUGUACUUUGACCUGCCCAGCACCCUCUCCUACAUCCGUGGUGUCCUGCAACUCGAUGGCGAUGCCUGGAAUGCCCGCAUCGACCUCUUCGUCAUCCCCGACUUUGUCUCCUUGACCGAAUCAGCCCGCAUCCUCGAGUCGUCGUCCAUCAUCCUCGGCGCUCAAGACACCUUCUGGGAGGACAAGGGCGCCUACACAGGAGAAGUCAGCCCGCUUAUCUUGAGACAGGCCGGUGCGAGAAUUGUCGAGAUUGGCCAUGCCGAACGGAGAGCCCUCUUUGGUGAAAACGACGAGACGGUUGCGAAAAAGGCAGGGGCUGCUGCGAGAAACGGCCUCAUUCCGCUCGUCUGCAUUGGCGAGAAGACGCAUCACGGUGUCGCUUCAGCGGCCGUCGGAGCUGCUGUAGACGAAUGCACCCCCCAGGUCAAGUCGGUCCUGGCUGCCGUGCCCGACGACACCGAGGUUAUUCUGGCUUAUGAGCCUGUGUGGGCCAUAGGCGCAAAGGAGCCUGCAGAUCCUGACCACGUAGUCAUGGUGACAAAAGCGCUGAGGUCGCUGGCUGCUGGCCGCAAAGGUCUAACAAGAAUCGUCUAUGGCGGCAGUGCCGGUCCAGGAACUUUCGCAAAGAUUGCCGACGGCGUAGACGGCUUGUUCUUGGGCCGUUUUGCACAUGACCUCCACAAUCUCAAGAAAGUCAUAGAAGAAGUCGGUGGUGCUUGAUGUGUGUAAAGAAAGAAAAAUGCGUUUCCAUAUUCCAAGAAUACGACAUGCUGCAGUUUCAGACUGGGGCAGGACGCCGGUGGAGUGACUGAGAGAGAGAGAGAGAGAGAGAGAGAUAUUACCUGGCAUCCCGUGACUGGCACUCGCGCAUCACCUGCUCUUCAUUGCAAUACAUGACGAGAUUGCAUUGCGCUCUCGUCGCCCUAUGCUAGGUUACUUCUUCCAGCCUAUGAGGCCGAAUGGUAUGUGUGACGUC
Molecule: messenger RNA, 1133 nt
Organism: Bipolaris maydis ATCC 48331
Lineage: Eukaryota; Fungi; Ascomycota; Dothideomycetes; Pleosporales; Pleosporaceae
Product: Triosephosphate isomerase
Biological process (GO): glycerol catabolic process; glyceraldehyde-3-phosphate biosynthetic process; gluconeogenesis
Cellular component (GO): cytosol
Molecular function (GO): triose-phosphate isomerase activity
Source: RefSeq, a predicted model, not a curated record